Schistosoma bovis is the source of this 1647-nucleotide messenger RNA. Lineage: Eukaryota; Metazoa; Platyhelminthes; Trematoda; Strigeidida; Schistosomatidae. The record is from the annotation of a GenBank genome assembly.
AUGGCCUUCAAUGGCUUUAGGGAGAUUUUCGUUAAGCAAAAGACUUUCCGUCCGAAGAAAACGUUUGCACCAGAUACAAUCCGUUAUCACCUCCACAAGCGUGCUGAGGCUUCACUAAGUUCAGGGAUCGACCUCAGGGAAGCGGUUAAAAAGCCAGAUGACGAAGAACUGAAUGAUUGGAUCGCAGUUCAUGUUGUUGAUUUUUACAAUCGCAUCAACCUCAUUUAUGGGACUAUAUGUGAUCGGUGCACUGAGCAGACAUGCCCGACUAUGUCUGGAGGCAAAAAGUUUGAAUACCAUUGGCGCGAUAAUAUACAUUAUAAAAAGCCUACUCCACUACCAGCACCCAAAUAUGUUGACGAGUUGAUGGACUGGGUUGACGCACAGAUAAAUGAUCCAUCACUUUUCCCAACUGACAUAGGUAGGGUAUUCCAUACAUCACGUGACUAUACAGAUAUUCCUUUCCCAAAGUGCUAUAUUUCAACUGUAAAGAAAAUAUUUAGUAGGCUGUUCAGAGUGUUUGUGCACGUCUAUAUUCACCACUUCGAUCGUUUGCAUGAGAUAGGAGCGGAGGCUCAUGUCAACACUUGCUACAAGCACUUCUACUAUUUCGUAACUUAUUUCGAUCUUAUUGAUAAAAAAGAACUGGAGCCUUUGAAUGAAUUAACCCAAAGAAUCUGUCACUAAAAGGAUCAUAUACAUAAAUUGUUCGCAAAUUUUCCACAUCAACAUCUGAAUGACCGGGCUGUCACGAAAAACGAAUGUAAUUUCAUCGAUCUCUGUACUUUUCAGUGUCUGAGUUUUGUUUCCUGAUGUUUUGCUGCUCCGUUUUCCUUUUUCGCACAAAGGAAGCUGAGUUUUUUCACAUGCAAAACACAUUCUAAUCAUAUUUUUCUUCCCUGCUUCUGUCCUCAAAAUAUGAAACUGCAUUUCUCACUCAUCCAUACCAUUAUUCAAUCGGCAUCCAAAAAUAAUAUUUUCUUUUAUUUAGAUUUACUAUGUACGUCUAUUUGUCUUACUUUUUAUACAUCUGUUAAGUUCACUUAACAAGUGUAUUCACUAUUUUCUUACGGCAAAUCUUUAUUGAACACUUGAUUUUGAAAAAUCUACCAUAAAUUAUUCGCACCACUACUACCGACUAUAUUACAUAGCUUUUAUGUUUAUUUUAAGCAAUUAAUUGCUUCCAUCCUAACUGAAAAAGUCAUUUCUUGAUUUUUUAAAAAAUGUAACAUUUAAUAUUUUCCUUCUUAUGUCCACUCUAAACAAAUGAAAAGCCAAAAAUCUGAUUGUGUAUACAACAAAGUUUGAAUGAUGUUAAUUCAGUCCAUGUAAAAAUUAUUUUUAUAAAUGUUUAUUCUAAAUCAUGUUAAUUGAGUAGCAAUUCUACAAAAUUAGGAGCUUUCGUUGGUCAAGUCGAACUCUUUUGACCAUAGGUUCACAUACUUAAUCAUUUGUAUCUCAAAGCUUAGUAUAUGAACCUAUAAUUGUCGAUUGCAUGAACCUUUUUCUUGGAAAUUCUUAUCUUAAUGUUGAGCGAAUGCGUUUCGCUCUUUUUUGAAAUGUUACCUUCUAAUUUAAAAUUUUUUUCGAUCCAUAGAAUUCCGAUAACUAAUGUGUUCAGAUUUUAUUUGUAGUAAAACUUCGAGA